CAAAGUUGUCAAUUUUGAGUGGGGUGGUUGGUCCAUGAGAACUGAAUAAUUUUCUAAGAUAUUCCAAAAUAUACCAUUGGUUACCCAAAUUUGACCUUCUACUUUCAAAGUUGCUAGGAAGGAGAUCAAGAAGAGCAGCACUCUUCAUCCAUUUCUUUACAAAAACAUCUACCUACCUACUAGUAUAUUUAAAUAUACAUUCAACAUCUACUUACAUCAUUAAAUUCUAGAUCUUUUAUUCAUCUUCUAAAAAACCCACAUCCUUAGAUUUUCUGCUUCCAACUCAUUUUUGAUCGAGCAAUUCGUACAGAUCAAGGUAUGCCCUGAUCUGAUGAUUUAAAAUUUUCCUACAGUUAUAAAAAAUGGCUCCCCCAACAAGAAUUGGUCUUGCUGGCCUAGCUGUUAUGGGCCAAAAUCUUGCCCUUAACAUUGCUGAUAAAGGGUUCCCCAUUUCUGUUUACAACCGGACUACCUCAAAGGUUGACGAGACUGUUGAACGAGCCAAACAAGAAGGAAAUCUUCCUGUAUAUGGUUUUCAUGAUCCUGAAUCUUUUGUCAACUCAAUCCAGAAACCUCGUGUUAUAAUCAUGCUUGUUAAGGCUGGGGCUCCAGUUGAUGCAACCAUCAAAACAUUGUCUGUCUACUUGGAGAAAGGGGACUGUAUUAUUGAUGGUGGUAAUGAGUGGUAUGAGAAUACCGAGAGAAGAGAGAAAGCAAUGGAGGAGAAGGGACUACUCUACCUUGGAAUGGGAGUUUCAGGUGGUGAAGAGGGUGCAAGACAUGGACCCUCCUUGAUGCCCGGUGGUUCUUUCGAUGCUUACAAGAACAUUGAGGACAUCCUACUUAAGGUUGCUGCCCAGGUUUCUGACAGUGGCCCUUGUGUAACCUAUAUUGGAGAAGGAGGCUCUGGCAACUUUGUUAAGAUGGUUCAUAAUGGAAUUGAAUAUGGUGACAUGCAGUUGAUUGCUGAGGCUUAUGAUGUUCUGAAAUCAGUUGGAAAGUUGACUAAUGAUGAAUUGAAAGAAGUUUUUGAAGAAUGGAACAAAGGGGAGCUUCUUAGUUUCUUGGUUGAGAUUACUGCAGAUAUCUUUGGAAUUAAGGAUGACAAAGAUGAAGGAUAUCUGGUCGAUAAAGUGCUUGAUAAAACUGGCAUGAAGGGUACUGGAAAAUGGACAGUUCAGCAAGCUGCUGAUUUAUCUGUUGCUGCCCCUACCAUCGCGUCAUCUUUGGACUCAAGAUUCCUCAGUGGUCUAAAAGAUGAAAGAGUUGCAGCUGCCAAGGUCUUCAAAGCCGGAGGGGUUGAAGAUAUCUUGUCUGACCAAGUAGUUGACAAAAAGAAAUUGAUUGAUGAUGUUAGGCAAGCGCUAUAUGCUUCCAAAAUAUGCAGUUAUGCACAAGGGAUGAAUUUGAUUCGUGCAAAGAGUGUUGAGAAAGGAUGGGACUUGAAACUCGGGGAGCUCGCUAGGAUAUGGAAGGGUGGAUGCAUUAUCCGCGCUAUAUUUUUGGACCGCAUCAAGAAGGCAUAUGACAGGAAUGCAGAUCUUGCAAACCUCCUAAUUGAUCCAGAAUUUUCUAAGGAGAUGAUUGAGCGUCAAUCUGCUUGGCGUAGAGUUGUCUGCCUUGCUAUCAGUUCUGGUAUCAGCACCCCCGGUAUGUCCUCCAGCCUCGCUUAUUUUGAUUCAUAUAGGAGGGAAAGGUUGCCUGCUAAUUUGGUGCAGGCCCAAAGAGAUUAUUUUGGAGCCCAUACCUAUGAAAGGGUUGACAUGGCUGGUUCUUUCCAUACCGAGUGGUUCAAACUCGCUAAGCAAUCUAAGAUCUGAGUUGAGAUUUGGCUCCUUUCCAAAAUAUUUCCUGCAAUAACCAUCUUUGGGAUGCCAACUUUGAGCAGUGCACAGCACGCUAUGACAUUAUCUGGUAGAGAAGAUUUAAUCUUAAAAUGCUUUAUGAUGUGUUAUAAACUCCCUUUUUAUUUGGGUUUUUAUGUUUUUUGAUAGUCGUUUGUGUUCGAGAAUCUAAGUGUAGAAUCUUUCUAUUUCUGCUGGCUUUGAACGAAAAACAGUUUUAGUGACAAGGUUCCAUUCCUGUUUACUUAAGGGAUCUGAGUGUUUUUCUUUUUAAUUGUUCUUUGGAUCAGAAGAUUUUCUAGCAUCAUAUAUUGAAAUAAUAUUUCAUUCUAAAUUA
Beta vulgaris subsp. vulgaris (sugar beet) is the source of this 2181-nucleotide messenger RNA. RefSeq names its product 6-phosphogluconate dehydrogenase, decarboxylating 1. The record is from RefSeq and is a predicted model, not a curated record. Gene Ontology annotation, biological process: pentose-phosphate shunt; pentose-phosphate shunt, oxidative branch. Gene Ontology annotation, molecular function: NADP binding; phosphogluconate dehydrogenase (decarboxylating) activity. Lineage: Eukaryota; Viridiplantae; Streptophyta; Magnoliopsida; Caryophyllales; Amaranthaceae. The transcript has 2 exons. The coding region runs from base 363 to 1820 and encodes 485 amino acids. Gene Ontology annotation, cellular component: cytosol.